Tigriopus californicus is the source of this 1710-nucleotide messenger RNA. RefSeq names its product transmembrane protein 41B-like. The record is from RefSeq and is a predicted model, not a curated record. Gene Ontology annotation, cellular component: endoplasmic reticulum membrane. The coding region runs from base 469 to 1629 and encodes 386 amino acids. NCBI's taxonomy places the organism in Eukaryota, Metazoa, Arthropoda, Copepoda, Harpacticoida, Harpacticidae. The transcript has 8 exons.
UCAUGCUCUCAUCAUCUGGGCUGGCCAAAGCAGCUUGAAUGGCUGGAAUGGCUUGAAUUUUCAUCAUCGUGGAUGUUGUCUUUCCUUUUCACAAAAUACCGCGCCUUCAUCGGUGGGCGUGUGCGCGCAUCGAUUGCCACGGUGCUGAGCGAGCGAGCAGGAGCGCGCAGUUUUUCCGCCUGACUCUCGAGAACUAAGUGAACUGAGUGAAGUGAGUGGCUGAGCCUUUCUCCGACGUGGAUUUGGACAUGAGUUGGACCUAGUUGGACCUAAGGGAGGAGAGUCGUGCGUCUGGCGCAGUUCCUCUCAAGGCAGAACGAUAUCGAUCCAUUUCGUAUUUCUUUCUGGCCGCUCUUGGAUGGACUCACCCUCAUCAUCAUCAACAUCAUCAUCAUCAUCGUCAUCGCCUUGUGGGCAUCCAUUCACCCAUCCAUUCAUCCAUUGGCCGAUAGAUUGGGGCCCGGCUCGAUGGCCAGUUCAGUUGCCAACCCGUUGACUACACCCGGCCCGGGGGGCUCGGGCUCAGCUGCCUUGUCGCCCAGCGCCAGUCCUAAGAGUACAGCGUCGUCCACGGCGCCCAUCCUGAGCAACAGUGCCCGUAGUCCGCCUAAUCCACCUACCGAGUUGAAGACCCGCACGGCUUUGUUACUCAUCGGACUGAUCUUCGUGGUGGCCACGGCGGCCCUGGCCUUGGUCUACCUCUCCUUUCCGGAUUUAGACCCGGAUGAGGCCGAACACGUCAAAUUCCCUAAAGACAUUGAAGAUGCCAAGAAGUUGGGCUUGGUCCUAUCUCAUUACAAGGACCGAUAUUUCUUUCAGGUGUUAGGAGGUGUAUUGGUGACGUAUUUGUUCCUGCAAACCUUUGCCAUUCCCGGCUCGAUUUUUCUAUCGAUUGUGUCGGGCUUUCUGUUCCCUUUCCCUGUGGCUUUACUAGUGAUAUGUUUCUGCUCGGCGACGGGCGCCUCAUUUUGUUAUUUAUUGAGUUAUUUGGUGGGUCGACGACUAGUCAAGACCUAUUUACCGGAGCGUGCAGCUUCAUGGUCCGAAAAAGUCCAGCAUCACCAGAGCAAUCUUCUAAGUUACAUCAUCUUUCUCAGAAUCACUCCCUUCCUGCCAAAUUGGUUCAUCAAUAUUGUCUCUCCGGUGAUCGACGUUCCUUUGGGUCCAUUUUGGUUCGGAACAUUCGUGGGUGUGGCACCGCCUUCUUUCGUGGCCAUUCAGGCCGGAACGACCCUUCAGCAAAUGACUUCCACAGCUGAGGCCUUGACAUUCCAGUCAGUGGCCUUGUUGGUCGUGUUCGCUCUCUUGAGCAUCGUCCCCGUCAUCUUCAGGGAUAGGAAAAAGAUACGGGCAUUCUUCGUGAUGGGCUAUGCCCAUUGUCAGAAGCUCACAAUGACGCGCUCGUCCUGUUGUUGGGGGUCACACCCACAUGCUCAUGGCACUCCCGAAUCGACGCCAUCUUCUCCUUUAGCCUUUCCUUCUUCACAAGUAUCACAGCCAACAAUAAGUCUUUCGAUUCCGCCUUGUCCAGAAAGUGAAGAUAACUCCCAGUUUUGUCAGAAUGAAGUCCAAGUUCGAUUAGAGGAUGACGAGAUUCCUUACGAUAUGAAGCACUCGGUUCUCUCGUGACGAUUUGUGAUUGUAGAUUUCUGUUAAUUGUUCCAAGGCAAUUUCACUAGCUUGAAUAAAAAAGAUCAUUCCAAACCACGA